AUGCAUAAAGUUGUGGUGCCAAAACACUCUGGAAUCCAUCGCUUUGCUUGUACGUCAAUUCGGGUAUUUUGCGAGCGCUCCCAUGAGGCUGACAUUUUGACUUCUUCAGGCCUAUCUCUUUACCGAGCCCUUCUUCGACAAUGCGUUCCCUCCAUUCGCAACACGCCGUGGCGCACCGAGACUGAGAUCCUCAUCAAACAGCGAUUCCGAAGAUACAAUGCACUACAAAGCCCUACUCAAAUAACCAAUGCUUUGAAAGGAGGGUAUGAGGCCCUAGACUUACUCGACUCUGCAUCCAAAGGCCAUCAGCAAGACGCCGAUCAACUCAGGGCCAUUCUUGCGAAAGCUAAAUCUUUGAAAGAAGAACGCGCAGCUCGAGAAAGGGACAUAGCCCUGUCAAUUCCUCAAAGACCAAUCUCGCCACGGCAAAUGUGCAAGAGAGAGUCAGUCCGCUUUCAACUAGAGACAUCGCGUCGACACCCUGAUGCUCAAUCGGUAUUGCUUCGUCCUCGGCAAUUUGUAAAUGGGAAACGCAAGACACCAGUACUGGUCAAUGCACGUGGAGUUCCUUUUCUGCGCUUCAAAAAGCCGCAGCCCAGGAACUUGAGCGGUGUUCUAAGAACCAUGUUGGAAAAACGCUGGCACCGGAUUGUUGUCCGCGAGAGAUUGUCGGCCGACCUCCUUUUCGCUCAGGAUGAAGACGCCUGGGACCACAUCACGGGCGUUACGGAAGACAAUUCAUGGUCAGAAGAAGUCAAAUCUUCUUUGGACAAUGUGUGUGCAAAAAUCCGACAGACUGACCAACAGAAUCGGAGCUUGGCAGAGCGCAUGUGGCAAGUUGUUCUUGACGAGCGAGCGCUGGCUAACAAAGAAGAGAAGGAGCGAAAGGAGCAGCAAUCAAGCCUAGACCCAACAGUUGCAGGCCAACAUUAA
Penicillium macrosclerotiorum is the source of this 933-nucleotide messenger RNA. Its product is annotated as LYR motif-containing protein. Lineage: Eukaryota; Fungi; Ascomycota; Eurotiomycetes; Eurotiales; Aspergillaceae. The record is from RefSeq and is a predicted model, not a curated record. Bases 1 to 933 code for a protein of 310 amino acids. The transcript is spliced from 2 exons.